Populus trichocarpa (black cottonwood) is the source of this 1732-nucleotide messenger RNA. RefSeq names its product transcription factor bHLH68. The transcript is spliced from 8 exons. Gene Ontology annotation, cellular component: nucleus. Bases 384 to 1388 code for a protein of 334 amino acids. Gene Ontology annotation, biological process: regulation of transcription by RNA polymerase II. Lineage: Eukaryota; Viridiplantae; Streptophyta; Magnoliopsida; Malpighiales; Salicaceae. Gene Ontology annotation, molecular function: protein dimerization activity; RNA polymerase II cis-regulatory region sequence-specific DNA binding; DNA-binding transcription factor activity, RNA polymerase II-specific. The record is from RefSeq and is a predicted model, not a curated record.
CCGCCAGCUUUUCUUGCCCCACUUUAUAAUAAAGGUAAAGCAGCGAAUAAAAAAAGAAUACUAAAUGAAUGAAAGAAAGAAUUGAAGGAAAGAAAAGGAAACAUAUGCAGAGCUCCUUAACCCCACAUCUCUAUAAAAAUUCUUUGAGGACUCAGACUCAAAGUUUCUUCAGCCUCAUCUGAGAAAGCAAACAGGACACUCAAAGCUUUAAGCAAAGGGAUUUUAUGGGUGCCUAAACAAGGAAAUUUGACAAAGUGAUCAAAGAAAGAGAAGUAAAAAAAAAAAAAGAGCAAGGGGAAUUUUCUUUUGUUUUUAUGAUUCUCUUUUGAAGCAUGAAUUGAAGUGUGUUUUUUGCAGAGGCCAAGCUCAUCACUGCAAAGCUAAUGAUGGCAGGAAACCCUAGCUGGUGGAGCAUGCAUCCACCUUCACAGCAAACUUCUGCUUUAUUAUCUUCUUCUCCAUCUAUCUUUCCCUCCCAAUAUGUAUUUGGAUCUUCCUCAUUCUCUUCGAAUCCUUUGCCUGAUAAUCAAGAGCUUCCACUGUCAUGGAGCCAACUACUUUUGGGUGGUUCUUCAGGAGAUGAAGAUAGGUACGGUAUGAGUCAAUUUCAGGCUAAAAGGUUGGAAAAUUGGGAAGACCAAAUCUUAAAUCCAUCUCCAAGUAUUUCUGUAGUUGCUGAUGUAAAGCAAGAGGUUUCCCACAAUAGCAACUUAUAUGGUCAUGGGGAUGAAGACUUUCAGGCACUUAGGUCCCCAGCUUGGCCACAAGUGAUGCCAGGCUCUUCCCCUAGGUCUUGCGUCACGAGUAUAAGUAGUACUAAUAUAUUAGACUUCUCUUACAACAAGGCUGAUGGGGCGAAUCAGCAUCCCGAUCAAUCUUCCGAGUGUAAUAGCACCGCCACAGGUGGAGUAUGUAAGAAGGCUAGGGUUCAGCCCUCUUCAAGCCAACCUCUCAAGGUGAGGAAGGAGAAGUUAGGUGAUAGAAUCACAGUUCUUCACCAAAUGGUUUCCCCUUUUGGAAAGACUGACACGGCUUCUGUCCUGUUAGAAGCUAUUGGGUAUAUCAGAUUCCUUCAGGGUCAAAUUGAGGUGAUGUUUCUUCCACAUCUUACUUAUACUCUCUGCAAGCAGCUCAGAAUCAGUGAGGAGCAUGCAGCUCUUAGCUCCCCUUACUUGGGCACUGCCUCACCAAAUAUGAGGAACCAUCAACAAUCUGGUCAAGAAGAAAGAGUUAGUGCAUUUUCUGAAGACAUAGGCCAGGAUAAUCAAGAUAACCCAAAGGAUUUGAGGAGUAGAGGACUGUGCUUGGUUCCUCUGUCUUGCACUCAGCACGUUGGAAGUGACAACGGCGCCGAUUAUUGGGCUCCGGCUAUGGGAGGAGGGUUUUAAUGGGUGCAAUAUUCCAAGGCUGAUUCAAACUUUCAAAGAAUGAUAUAACAUCAUGAGCAAUCACUCUGCCGCAACAUUCCAAGGGUAAUUGCUCAUGAUGGUAUGCAAUUCUAAUUAAAAAUGGCCAUUAAUUGUUUCUGAACCCUCUAGCUAGCUAGUCUCACCCUUUCUGUCUGUUGAUGUUUUCUUCGAGCUAUGUUAUAGAGCUCCAUGAAAAUUGAAGUUUAAUUAGCAUUUUUCUUUCAUCUCAAAAUGCUUUAUCCAGGAUUGGCAUUCUUUCUUCUUAUAUUAUUGAAGAAUAGAAUGGUUUCUGCCGCUAUUUAAUGUAACUUGUUUUCCUUGAU